AUGGCAGAACUAAACAUGGGUAUUCUUAUAGAUAUUGUGGACGAGGAAUGGAUGAGAGACACCUUGCCUGAUGAUGAUCUUGCAUUACCACCAGUGAUGGUCGUUAGGACUGAUGAUGCUGAAGAUUCGAAUCAGGAGACUCAACAUGUGGACGCAGAUGCUUGGCAUGAUUUGGCCUUAGGCAAUCAAUAA
Molecule: messenger RNA, 192 nt
Organism: Dovyalis caffra
Lineage: Eukaryota; Viridiplantae; Streptophyta; Magnoliopsida; Malpighiales; Salicaceae
Source: the annotation of a GenBank genome assembly